Suillus paluster is the source of this 641-nucleotide messenger RNA. RefSeq lists its product as uncharacterized. Lineage: Eukaryota; Fungi; Basidiomycota; Agaricomycetes; Boletales; Suillaceae. The record is from RefSeq and is a predicted model, not a curated record. The coding region runs from base 285 to 605 and encodes 106 amino acids. The transcript is spliced from 6 exons.
UCGGCCGUCCCCGAUGGGGAGACUCAUUUGGGUUUUUAGCUUUUUAGCAGGCCAUCCGCUAGAUAAACGGGACCAAUUUCUUUACCCGCUACCCCGAUUUGUAUAUUGCAGAAUGACUGGUGAAGCUAAAUUCGAUGUUCCGAGGAGCAUCAGUGGGUUCCUCCGUGCCACAAGUUGGCGCUGCAACUAGUUGGCUAUAGAUCUAUUCCCAAGGAUGACAAACGGUCCGAUGGCCAAUCAGUGACACCCGACGAGAUCUGCACGAUCUGUUCUCGAAUUUUCGCAUGAAUUGUCCUGAUGCUUAUAAUGGGCAGUCAUCUCGUCCAACACCCCCAGGUCCCCUCUCCACUGACCAACUUUCCUCCAUGUGCCACUGGCGAAGAGUUCGCAAUACGUACAACCAGUGCAGUCAUGUUUACGACUUGGACGAUGAAAUGAUCCGAUGUGAUGACCUCUAUUGCAAAUUCAGUUCAUCCCACCCAAGCACCUGCGUGCCGCCUUCGUGCACGACGACAUGCUGGCAAUACCGCCAGUUCCCCCAACAAUUUAACCGUUUCAUAGACUCAGUUUGUCCUGCCUGUACACAGCAAAGCCAAGGCCGAUAGAGCGCUGCGUCAAGAGGCUGUAGAAGCUGUACAGUG